Messenger RNA from Aureobasidium melanogenum CBS 110374, 1308 nucleotides. RefSeq lists its product as uncharacterized. NCBI's taxonomy places the organism in Eukaryota, Fungi, Ascomycota, Dothideomycetes, Dothideales, Saccotheciaceae. The record is from RefSeq and is a predicted model, not a curated record. Gene Ontology annotation, biological process: regulation of DNA-templated transcription. Gene Ontology annotation, molecular function: DNA-binding transcription factor activity, RNA polymerase II-specific; zinc ion binding. The coding region runs from base 1 to 1308 and encodes 435 amino acids. The transcript is spliced from 3 exons.
AUGUCGUACAACCAACCCGACAACGAGCGCGCCGCUUUUGCUCCCGACGGCUACGCUCCUUUGUUCUGGGGUGAGCACCAGAACCAGCAGGACAACAUGUUCGUGGACACCCUUCGUCCUGCAGGCACAGCUCCCACUGUGCUGCGCGGAGACCAGAUGUCUACUGAGAACGAGAUCUUCGUCGAAGCUAACCACAUCUUAACUGGUGACCCUGUGUGGGUUGCUGGUGUGAUGGAGGCUCCUGUGUUGGGCGACCUGCCUGUGAUUUCGCAGCCUGUAGCGCGCGUUCCUGGACAUGAUGUGCAGGGCGGUGGUUAUUACGCUGCAUCGAAGCAGACUGCACAGCGCUGGGGUGGUCUGCAGGGUUACGGUCGUGGCUACAGUGAUGGCUAUCGCGCUGGUGCAGCUCAGGCUGCCUAUGGCCAUCACCCUGGCGCAGCUCCGUCUGCACAUGGCCACUACCCUGGUGCUGGUCAGGUUGGGUAUGACUACAACAACUCAACCGCCACCCACCCCAUGGCUCACAGCAGCACCAAUAUCGCUAUCCAGGGAGCUGGCAACACCACCUGGAACGCUUACCUUGGUGCCUUUGACACUCCAGCUAUGCCCAACCUUGCUGCCAACCCUCAGCUUCAACGCCGUUCUCAUUCUCCUGUCAAGCAGCAAGCUCUCGCCUACCGCAGACGCUCACCUCAAGACCUUGACCCUACGGCCCCUUCCUUUGCUCCUCCCUUCGUCCCCGCGCCUCCAGCUCAUCUCUCCUACCCUCCUCUCUCCACCCAGCCUUCCUACCCCACAGUACAGAGCCACAACUUCACCCCUUACCACGGCGCUGCCACCAGAAAUGGCGCCUGGACCUUCGGCGUGGGUGUUCAGACUGGUGCCCCUUACCAGACCCGCCGCCAGGAAGCUCAAAUGCUUGUCGGACAGCAGAGACGUUUCAGCCCUGGCUCUGAUGAUGUUCGCAACCACAUCUCUUCCGAGUCUUCUGCUGCCAGCAAUGACGACGAGCACGAAUCUGACGCCGACCAGGCUGCUGAAGAUGAGGCCGAGGAAGACGAUGUUGACGGAGAGCACGAGUCAGAAGAGAACGACUUCAGCAACGAAGAAGAAGACGAGGCCGAAGCCCACAUCCCUCGCAAGCACCAUGGCAAGUUCCACGCAGGAAACAAGCGCCUCGUUUGUGACAACUGCCAUGAAAAACACUACAAAUGCGUCAAGCCUGACCCCAACAAGCCUUGCGCUGGGUGCAUGAAGGCUCGUGGGGGUCCCAUUGAGUGCAAAGUCACCAAGCGUCCGGGCACCUGA